Messenger RNA from Nerophis lumbriciformis (worm pipefish), 831 nucleotides. The record is from RefSeq and is a predicted model, not a curated record. Lineage: Eukaryota; Metazoa; Chordata; Actinopteri; Syngnathiformes; Syngnathidae.
AUGGCGGCCAUGGAGAAGUACAAACAGUUUGUGGUGACUCUGACUUGUGCGGCAGUGAUGGCAACGAUGGCCGUCAUUUUCGUGCUGAGGUGGGUUCUGCACUUCAAGGAGGGUCUGGCCUGGGACGGAAGUCCGGCCGAGUUCAACUGGCACCCGCUGCUGCUCGUCUGCGGCUUCAUUGUGCUGCAAGGUCUGGCCAUCAUCGUGUACAGACUCCCGUGGAGCUGGCAGUGCAGCAAACUUACAAUGAAGUUUAUCCACGCGGGCUUGAACUUCGUGGCCUUCAUUUUUGCUGUUGUGUCUUUGGUGGCGGUUUUUGACUUCCACAACGCUGCCAAGAUCCCCAACAUGUACAGUCUGCACAGCUGGUUGGGUCUGACAGCCGUGAUAUUGUAUUGUCUGCAGCUUGUUUUAGGGGUCGCCAUGUACUUGAUACCAUUCACACCUGUAGCCUGGAGAGCAGCCUUCAUGCCCAUCCAUGUCUACAGUGGCCUUCUACUCUUUGCUUCAGUCAUAGCAGUGGCACUCAUGGGCAUUACUGAGAAACUCAUAUUUGGCCUGAGCAACCCAAAGUAUAAGGACUCCCCUCCCGAGGCAACAUUUGUGAACAUUCUAGGAGUCCUUCUGGUAGUUUUCGGUGCUCUGAUCCUCUGGAUUGCCACUCGGCCAUCUUGGAAACGGCCGAGUGAACAGACCUUGCAUACUUUGCAUUCCGAUGAGGAGAGCACUAGAGUCGGUCCGGCCUUGUCUGAACUCUCGGAUGAAAGAGAGGGCGAAGCCUUUGGGGAGACCCGCAGAAGGAGUAAUAAAUUAGAGGAUCAGGUCAACUGA